Molecule: messenger RNA, 3021 nt
Organism: Candoia aspera
Lineage: Eukaryota; Metazoa; Chordata; Lepidosauria; Squamata; Candoiidae
Gene: CERKL
Product: ceramide kinase like
Exons: 13
Coding region: 90-1757 (555 amino acids)
Biological process (GO): sphingolipid metabolic process; phosphorylation
Molecular function (GO): lipid kinase activity
Source: RefSeq, a predicted model, not a curated record
UGUUCGCUUCCUUGGUAGCGGCCGCGUAACUCUGCCGGGGCUAUUCUGCCUUUCUCCUUUGUUCGAAGGGGGCGGGUGAGGUGCUCCAAAUGCACAGGCCCAGGAGAAUAGCAUGGAAGUGCUCCCCAGAGGUCCCUGUGGGAGUGAAAGGAGGCGCUGGGCACGUGAACCCCGGCUACUCUAGCGAAGAAGAAAAUGGGGAGCCCCCCCUAAGGGGAAGCACCCAAGUGAGCGACGCGGCGGCCAUGGGGGACGAAGAAGACCACCCGCUCCUCAGGGGAAUUUUCGAGAUCGAGAAGAAGAGCUGCGACGUGGUGCUCAGCGCCCAGAAGCUCAGCUGGAGUCCGAUCAAGCCAGAGAGCCCCGUAGGAGAUUCCAGUAGUGGUUUACAGCAUAAGGAAGAAUCUAUUGAAAUGAAAUAUGUAUUUUCCAUAAAAUUGAAACGUCGUCGUUUUGCUAGGCAAGAAAAAGGAGGCAUAUUAUUAGGAAUCACUGUUUUUGUGUGUCUAAAAAAAGAAGGCAAUAAACUUAAAGAUGCCACCAUCAAUCUAGGCAACAUGAGUGAAGACCAUUGUUACUUAUGGUAUAGAUCAUUGAAGGAAAUUUUGAAGGGGUUUCCAAGUCGGCCAAAGUCAUUAAAAGUAUUUGUCAAUCCGAACAGCCAUAAAAAAGAAGCUACUUGGAUUUAUUAUGAGCAAGUUGCUCCCCUCUUCAAGCUUGCUGACAUCACGACUGACGUUAUUGUUACUGAAUAUGAAGGUCAUGCUCUUAGGGUGCUCAAGGAAUGUGACCUAAAGUCAUUGCAUGGGGUGGUCUGUGUUGGUGGAGAUGGCACUGUCAGUGAGAUUGCUCAUGGUCUUUUGGUUAGAGCCCAGGUAGAUGCUGGAAAGAACUGUGAUAAUGCACUUGUACCAGUCAAAUCACAAGUUCCUCUUGGGAUAAUACCAGCAGGUUCUACUAAUAUUUUGGCACAUACUCUGAAUGGAAUCCAACACACACGAACAGCAGCAUUGCAUAUAAUAUUGGGGCACCUACAGUCAGUGGAUAUGUGCACUUUCAGUAGCCCUGUCAAGCUACUUCGCUUUGGAUUCUCUUCUAUGUUUGGCUUUGGAUCAAGGACUCUAGCUUUGGCUGAAAAGCAUCGUUGGAUUCCAUCAAAUCGUCGUAAAGAUUUUGCUGUAAUCAAGACACUAGCAAGCCUCAAACCAGAAGAUUGUGAAUUGUUAUUCCUCCCACUGAAUCAUUUACAACAAGAUGCACAAAAAAUUGAUAGAAGGAAGCAAGGGAGACUUAAAUCAGACAGCAAGGAUGAGUGGCAGAGAAUCCAGGGUCACUUCCUGAAUGUGAGCAUUAUGGCAAUCCCUUGUCUCUGUUCAGUGGCACCAAGAGGCUUGGCACCUAAUACCAGAUUGGAUGAUGGGAGCAUAGCUCUUAUAACUGUAAGGAAUACUUCCCGGCAAGAAUUCAUGAAACAUUUGAAAAGAUAUUCUAGCAUGAAAAACCAGUUCAACUUUCCUUUUAUUGAAACUUAUACUGUUGAAGAAGUAAAAGUCCGUCCAAGAACUGGAAAGAAACGUAUCACUGGAGAUAAUCUGAGCUGUGUAGAUUCUGAGGAAAAGAGCUACCCCUGGAAUAUAGAUGGAGAUUUAGUGGAAUGGGCAACAGAAGUUCAUAUUCGGGUACAUCCCCAGUUGAUAAAUUUGUAUGGAGGAAAUGUUAUUUUGGAUAAUCUGAAAGAAUCGUGCAGUUAUAUUUAGAAAUAAUUUAUGAAGAAAAGUUACCUACUUUCCAGCCCAAUCAUAUUAAGGUGACAAAAAUUGCAUAAGGAUGUGGAAGCCUGGAUGAUUCAAGUUAGAGGUAUGCAUUGGACCUCAAUAUUCAGCUCAGAACACAGUUCAGAGCCUUGGGAAAGUGCCCACUUUUCUAUCAGGUCAAAUGCUGCCACCUUCACCCCAAGCUGGAUCAAAGACAUGUUUUGUGAUUCCUGUUUUGUGUUUUGUAUGCAAGUCAAACACCUAUAGCAUCGACAAAUUUACAGAAACAUUAAAUGGUAGGGGGAGAUUGACCACCCAAUUUUAGAGAAAUAACAUAGUCUUUUUGGAAGUCAGCUCCCUCAUUUUUUAAAAUUAUAAUUAGAUGGUAUUUGCCCCUAAAAUUACAGCAUCAAUUUUCAGAUAGCUAGGUUGAAGUGUUUUUCUGCAAAUCUUUAUGAACCAGUGGUGGUAGGGAGAAAAAAAUUCAUUGACUACCCCCAAGUGGAUAGUGUCAGUUGCAUAGGGAAUGACCAGACUUAAAACACCCUUCCUGUACUACUACAGGAUUUUUCAAACUGUGUUCCAUGGAGCCCUAGCAAUCUGCAAGAAUUUGAUGUUCCAUGAGAGACUGAAAAAUGGCAAGAUGGAGAGUAUAAAAAUAAAACUCUUUAAUAGGCCAUUCAGAGAAAAAGAUGCAGGAGGAUUGGUUUUUAGACAAAACUAAAGUACAUUUGGUAAAAGAAACCACUAUUUUAGCAAGUAUUUGACUUGGACAUGGCUCAAGUCUUCUAAUGGUUGAACAGAUUAUAAUGAACUCAUGCAUUACAGUGGGCAUUCACCUGACCUUUUAAAAACAUCAUAGGCAAAAUGACUCAUUUCUAAUAAUUCACAAAUUAUGGGAUAAUUUGAGUUCAGUUAGUAUCUAAAAUUAUUCCCCAGUUUUUAAUUGAAAUACAAGUAUAUUUACAUAUUGCUAACCAAGUUUUUAAAAAUAUAGUUGAGAAUAUUUUUCAAUUUGUUCUUUAAAGCAAAACAACUAAAAUACUUAGUUUUGUAUUGAAUUAUGAUUUUAUAAGAGUGAAUAAAAUUAGUGAAUAAGUUGGCAUAACCGUCAACUAGACAUUUCAGUAUAGUUUUCACUGGUAAAUAACUUGGCAGAUUUUGGCUGAUUUUUGAAAUAGAAAUCAUACAGUGGAUUUGUACAUUGUGACCUUAUAUUAAGUUUUUGUUCCUUAUAUAAAUUCAUUCAUAAAUAAAAUCCAGCAAA